AUGGCAUCAGCAAGUGUCGAUCCAAAGUACAAGGAAGAGAUUCAGCAUGUAGACCAGUGGUUCUGUUAUCUCAACGAAGCCGAGCGUACGGCUGCUAUUUAUUCAUUAUUGCAACACUCGAGCCAAGUACAAAUUAGAUUCUUUAUUACCGUACUGCAGCAAAUGAAUAACAAGGAUCCAGUUGAUGCCCUGUUGUCCCCUGCU
Phycomyces blakesleeanus NRRL 1555(-) is the source of this 204-nucleotide messenger RNA. RefSeq lists its product as hypothetical. The transcript has a single exon. Lineage: Eukaryota; Fungi; Mucoromycota; Mucoromycetes; Mucorales; Phycomycetaceae. The annotation marks the transcript as partial. Gene Ontology annotation, biological process: nuclear-transcribed mRNA poly(A) tail shortening. Gene Ontology annotation, cellular component: P-body. The record is from RefSeq and is a predicted model, not a curated record. Gene Ontology annotation, molecular function: mRNA binding; translation repressor activity.